CCUCGCUUUGCGAGCGCGCGCUCGCUGUUCACACACACACACACUGCCGUGGCGCGCGCGCUUUCCUCAUUGGCUGCUCUGCAAAACCGAUGGAUUAAAAAAAAAACUAAAAUAAAAAAACAGAGAAACGGACAGGUUUAUUAUUUUAUCGGUUUUUUUAUUUGCUCAGUUCAUAUAUAUCAUGUCAAUUUCGCGUGCUUGUUGUUGAAGCGUUGAUCCCAUUUUUCAUAUUAUUUUUGGAGGAAGAAGUGGAGAUGGCUGCAAUCGUGGAGAAGUCAGAUAUGACAAAAGAUCGAGCGAGAUUAGCCCGUGAGAGGAGAGAGGAGAAAGAGAAGACUCAGGCAAGCCGGGAGAAGGAGCUGUGGGAGAAGGAGCAGCGUUCCCGUAAGCAGUACGAGCGUUCGCUGGAGGAACGAGGGAGGCGUCUGGAGGAGCAGCGGCAGAGAGAGGAACGUCGCAGAGCCGCUGUGGAGCACAAGAGGAGGCAGCGUGUCGAGGAGGAGAAGGAGCACCUGGAGGCACUGAUGCGGCGCUCGGAGGACCGCGGCCUGCCGCCGGAGCAGAGACACAAACGCUGGACGUGGGGCGGCCCACCGCGAGCCUGCGAGGAUGACCCUAAGAUUGCCCCGCCCGCUCCUGCUGCUUCCUCCAUCUUAACCAAUGAGCCUGCUUCUCUCCCGCCUGCCAGCCAAUCCAAAGCCGUACCAGACUUCAUGAUUCCACCGGACUGUCCAGAGAUAGACCUGAUCACUCGCCUUUCCUCCUCGAACUCCUCAGCUGUUAUAGCACAGCCAUCAGGGAGAGCCUCACCCAGCCCCCACAGGUCCCCUUAUAAGUCCUCAUCGAGCAGAACCGAGCGCAAGAAGACCAGCUCCACAUCUGGACCGUCGGAGGAAUCCCGAGGGGUUGCCACGACCCCCAAAACCCCCCAGACAGAGAAACAAGCCGGCACGAUCACCGACUCCUCAGCGAAGCAACUCGAAUCUCCCAUGACACCCACCAAGAGCUUGUCUGUUAGCAAGAAGCCCGGCACACCCAAAAGGUCCAAGUCAUGUAAGAGCCGUAUCCAGUCUCCGUGUUCUCCGGGGCAGUUCCCCAGCUCACCCAUGAGGCACAGAGCAGUGACCCCGGGGGCAGACAGCUACAAGAGGCUGGACGGAGAGGAGAAAGGAGUCGAGAGUAAAAGCUCCAGCACUCUGGAUAGGAAAAGCUCAAGGACUGAAAAGAUUCCCAAAUCUGCAAGCAGAGAACUCGGGCAUAAUGCAGAGUCUCCACUGACUCCGACUGGAAAAGCUGGAACCACCGACGCUGAGGAGGCCUCCAGACUGCUGGCUGAGAAGCGACGGCUGGCCAGAGAGCAGAAGGAGCUGGAGGAGAAACAGCGACUGGAGGAAGAGAGGCUCAGGGCCGAGGAGCUCCAGAGGAAGCAGGCGGAGGAGCGAGAGCAACGGGAACUGGCGGCUCAGCAGGCAGAGAAGGAGCGACAGAGGCAAGAGGAAGAGCGCAGGAAGAAAGAGGAAGAUGACAAGCGGCAGAAGGAGAGACGCUUGAAAGAGCUCCAGGACCAGCUGGACAGAGAGAGGGAGGAGGCUUUCCAGAGGGUGCAGAGGGAGGCUGAGAGGAAGCAGCAGGAAAGAGAGCAGCUGAAACUGCAGGAAGAGCAAGAGAGACUGCAGAGGAAGAAGCGCAUUGAGGAGAUCAUGAAAAGGACAAGAAAAACUGACACUGACAAGAAGGAUGAGACGCACAUGGAGUCCAACUCCUCCGUGAUGGAAUCUGUCUCUGUCCUGGAGUCUGCAGGAGAGAGUGCAGAGAUUUCAGAUGGCCAGAUUAAUGGACCGUCCAUCAGGUCCUCAGGAAGCUCCACUUUUGCUGAGUUUAAGACUGAAUUCCCUUCGUCCAUCACGGCUGGCUCACCUGUGAUCAACCUGCAGCCUCUGGAGGCUAAGGGCAGCGUGGCUGACGAUCUUUCGGAUGGCGUCCAGUCCAUGGAUGUCAGUCCAGUCUCUAGAGAUGAGCUGAUGCAGGAAUACUCACCUGUCAGCGAGAGCUCCGAGAACCUCAUGAGGAACCCCGAGGCUCUGGAUCUCCUGCAUCUCACCGGACAGGCCGCGUAUCCUAAAGCUGGGGACUGCAACAAAAACCUGAUCCAGAGCUUCAGCAGCGCCGCCGCAGACUCGACACUCAUCCAGAGUCUGGGGCCGAGCAUGGAUAAGCUCACUGUCUAGUUAGCAGGGUAUAGGUGACGUCCCAGCUGUGUUGAAGACCGGUUUGGGAUCUGUGACCUUUGUCUGUCGUGCCUCUCUGUUCCAGCUCUUCACAAGCUCCUCCACCAGAAACCCCUGUGCAUCUUGGGAAAUAAAAAGGAAGGAGCGCUGAAUCAAGUAGUUAUAAAAUGUAGAAUAAUAACGAUUAUUUAAAAAAUAAUAAUAAAAGCUUUGCCUUUUCUUCAUAGGUAUACCAUUUCGCUGUAGUAAUCGCCGGGGAAAGCAACUGUAUUGCGCCUCUUGCAGCCGUAGUGAUCUUUAUAUCCCUGUAAACACACCGUAGCGUGAGACUAGUACACGAGCCUUGUAGCAACUUUGUACAGUUUUGCUGCGAGAGCACAAACGACCAGCAAACUGACCGUAUGUGUGUGUGUAUAUAUAUGUGUUGAGUGUGACGUGUCACGUGUCGAGGGGUGUCGCAGUUCUUCAGUACAGUACAGUAAAGUCAUGCGAGCGUAAAACUGUUGAACCGCUAUAGUACGCUUCGUUUCAUAACUCCAACGGUAAAGAACGGAAAGACUUCGCAAAUGAUAAUCUAUGCAGGCCUUGGGGUAAAUCUGAAUACACUAAUGAGCGAAUAUCAACACAACGCUACAGCUCUACAGGAAAUAUCCUCUCACUUCAAAGCUCUACAAUACGCUAAAUACUGUAUGUGUGUUAAAUCUUGUUAAACCUUCGCUUCCAGUUUCGCAAUUAUUCAGGAAGUGAGAUGGAGACGUUGCAUGUGAGAGAGCAGCGUUACGGAUCCCCGCGUGCCGAGCACGGGAGUGACGUGGUGGACGGCGCCGGAGUUUAGCGCUUCGAAGCUUGAGGAGCUUUAAGAUUAGCAUUUCAGCGGAGGGUUCAGGGUUCAGGAUGGGUUUCAUUCUCACAUCAAUCCGUCGCUUCAUGGUGAUUAAUGGUGCAUGAAUCCAAUGCUCUGGAACUGCAAGAAAAAAACCUGGGACAAUAACAAUAAAGUGAUUGAGCCACA
Messenger RNA from Hemibagrus wyckioides, 3240 nucleotides. It is a transcript of the gene map7d2b, whose product is annotated as MAP7 domain containing 2b. Gene Ontology annotation, cellular component: microtubule cytoskeleton. The transcript is spliced from 17 exons. The record is from RefSeq and is a predicted model, not a curated record. The coding region runs from base 255 to 2228 and encodes 657 amino acids. Lineage: Eukaryota; Metazoa; Chordata; Actinopteri; Siluriformes; Bagridae. Gene Ontology annotation, biological process: microtubule cytoskeleton organization.